GCGUGGAUGGUUGCCGUGGCUCCAGCCAGCAGCGCUGGGCAAGGAGGCUGCGGCACCUGCUAACUCAGAUUUGCUUGCCCUGUCCCUGUUACUCCCCAGGAGGCCAGGCUAGGCCUGCCCACGAGGGCCCAGCGGCAACUGGUCCUGUCAGUCCAGGGAUGGUGAGAUGUCAGAAAAGCUGAGGAGAUGCAGGAAGGAACUGACAGCAGCUAUAGAUAGGGCAUUUGAAGAUCUCACGUCUCCUUUCCGUCACUCAGAAGACUGUAGCGAUAACCAGAAUGUAGACUUGCAGACGGAGACACCUUCCUCCUUGCCCCAGCUGAACCGAGUUAGUUACAGACGGGAGUCCCUCUCCACCAUCUCUUCCUUCCUUGACCAGUCUGCACCAAUCUCCUGUUCACUGGAAAAAGAGAAUCCUGUUUUCAUACCAAGUCUUAUUCCAGUAACCAUUGCCCCAAAUCCCUUGGGCCCCAAGAGAGAACCUUUGACAAGCAAGGAGAAUACUUGGCUAUGUUCUUCUGCUUCGGGGCCUGACCAACAGCUUCCGAGAGCUCUGAGGGACAGUGAGCGCUGGAGGAAAGCCCAUGCGAGCAAAACUGCUACAAGGUGCACGAAGCCAGAAGCAAACGCGGCCGUCCAUGGUGGGCCCCGAGAUGCUGCACAGGCUCUUCCUGACACACCCGGGAACCCAAACAUCUGGUCUAUAGAGGAAUUAGCAGGCCCGCUGGCCCUACCGAAUGAGUUAAGCAGAGUUCACAGGCACUCAGGUGAGCCCCCCUUUAGUGAAGAUGUUUUAGCCAUCUUCACGGAUGCGAGCAGCAGUUCUGUGACAAGGCCUGUAGUCCAGCACCGAAGACAAAGCAUUGAGGAAGAAGAGAUUAUCCAAACAGUUCUGGAUUUAGAAGAGGAUUACAGCAUGACCAGUUCUGCUCUGCACCAUCUGAACUAGGGGACUGGCUCAAUGGCUUACACAGGCACGGACUUGAGAAACAACAAUUCUCAAGCAUGGAGCCUUUUGGUAG
Pelodiscus sinensis (Chinese soft-shelled turtle) is the source of this 1022-nucleotide messenger RNA. It is a transcript of the gene C11H3orf62, whose product is annotated as chromosome 11 C3orf62 homolog. Lineage: Eukaryota; Metazoa; Chordata; Testudines; Trionychidae. The record is from RefSeq and is a predicted model, not a curated record.